This is a messenger RNA of Macrosteles quadrilineatus (aster leafhopper), 822 nucleotides long. RefSeq lists its product as uncharacterized. The transcript has a single exon. Bases 1 to 822 code for a protein of 273 amino acids. The record is from RefSeq and is a predicted model, not a curated record. NCBI's taxonomy places the organism in Eukaryota, Metazoa, Arthropoda, Insecta, Hemiptera, Cicadellidae.
AUGGAAACUCUUCCCGACUCUUACAAAGAAACUCCUCUAUAUUUCAACUCCUCAGAUCAACCUUAUUUCAAGGUACUAGGUAUAAAAUGGUCACCUAACUCAGACGCUUUCUCUUAUCAGUUGAAUAUCCCAGACACACCUCCCACUAAACGAGGUAUACUUGGAACAGUUAGCAGAAUAUUUGAUCCAAACGGUUGGUUGACUCCAGUCACUCUUUGGGUAAAAGCGUUGAUACAAGUUUUAUGGGCACUAUGUUUAUCAUGGGAUGCGCCUGUACCUCCGGAUCUAACUGAAAAAUGGUCUAAGUUCCUCCAACAACUUCCUUUCUUAAGUGAACUUAGCUUACCUCGAUAUGUUUCCGUAGCUGAUGCUGUUCAUAUCAGUUUACAUGGAUUUUGUGAUGGGUUUGAAACAGGUUACGGAGCGUGUGUCUACUUGCGAUGUGUAAGUUCUUCCGGAGAAAUCAACGUACAUCUGUUAAUUGCCAAAGCUCGAGUUGCUCAUCUUAAGAAGAUCUCCAUCCCUAGACUAGAAUUGUGUGGUGCCCAUCUUUUGUCCAAACUCCUGAACUAUUGCAACUGUCUACUCUCUCAAGAUUAUCUUGUCAACGAAUUACAUGCUUGGUGUGAUUCAUCUGUAGUCUUGUCAUGGAUAAAAACUGUACCCUACCGCUUAAAAGUUUAUGUUGCAAAUCGAGUCUCUGAAAUUCAGGAACUUACUCCUACUUACAUAUGGAAACAUGUCUCAACUCAUUGUAAUCCAGCUGACAUUGCCAGUAGAGAAACCCUUUCCGUUUCUAUGAAAGACAACAGUUUAUGGUAG